This is a messenger RNA of Ooceraea biroi (clonal raider ant), 6636 nucleotides long. RefSeq names its product shavenoid (gene sha). Gene Ontology annotation, biological process: imaginal disc-derived wing hair organization. The record is from RefSeq and is a predicted model, not a curated record. Lineage: Eukaryota; Metazoa; Arthropoda; Insecta; Hymenoptera; Formicidae. Gene Ontology annotation, cellular component: cell cortex.
UAUCGCUCUUCUAACAAAACGCAUAAAGCUCUCGCCACCGUAUCCCGUACGAUUAUUUAUGACCCACGUCUAUUUGUUAUUGCAGAAUGCUGUGGAGAAGAUGCGUCCUCGGCUAGCUCUCGUUCUCGCGAGCUGCUUCAACCUCUUGCUAAUCGUUGUCGUUCGCUGUCAGGAAUUAUCCGUCAUCCGGCAUUCCGAUGGAGAUAUCUUCAGCAUCGAAGGGUCCUGCACUGAAGCCUGCACGGUGCUCAGCAGCGGCACCGCCAGUCCGUACUCGCGCGGAUCCUCGAGUCUGCUCGUGGCAAACAGCUCGUGCACGUGCCAGUGCAACUUCAACGUGCCGGUCUUCCGGGAGGAUCUUCACAUAUGCGUUGACGACAUCCACGAGUGCAACGUCGCCGGUUUCGUCAGCAACAAUGGCCAGGUGGAGAGAGUACCAUAUGUCUUCUUGCCGCAACGGGGGCAGAUAAUAUAUCCGCACGCGGAGAUCCGUUUUAAAGGUGUGACCACUCCUGUGUGCGGGAUCGCCGGUGCCCAGCAAUUGGGGCGGGCGGGAUGGUCCGAGCUGAGGAAUCUCUCCGAUGCCGAGCCACCAUUCAGACUGUUCCGGGACGAGGGCAGGACGUUCCUCCAGUGGAUCGGCGAAGCUGGACUGAGAGAUGCAGCGGAGGGCAGAGUGGUGACAGCCAAGCUAGUCUGCAGAGAUGCGUCGCCCAAGUCGACGCUUCCGGGAGUUUUCACGCCCUGCGUGGCCUUCAGGGUAGCCGGCUCACCGUCAAAAAGCAACAUACGAGAAGUGAUGUUCGCACCGACGGUCCAAGUAGCGCAAGGUUUAUCAGCCACAGAGUACAUUGCCAUCGGCCUCUCGUCCGUGAUCCUGGCCCUCAUCUACGUGGCCAGCGUGUCGUUAUAUCUGCACAGCAGAAGGACGAAGAGGAAAUCCAUCGAGGAGACAAACGUCACUCUGGACGGUGGCCGAGAUAGUGGUGGUGGUUUAGUGAAGAACAAUCCGCUGUUGGCCGCCACCAGGCACUUUGAGAGCGACACCAACAGCGGGCUCACCGAGAGCGACAUCGGCGACGAUCUUCCGCCGAGCGAUAACGAGCAGGGCUUCGAAAACAUAACGUCGGCAAUCGUUCACCCGCACUGCGUGUAUGUGGAGCAAUCGGAAGGACUCCUCUCCGCGGGUUCCAUUCUCGGUGAACGACUGCCGGAGGAGGAUGUACGCGUCGUGGAGACGGCUGACAGCUCGCAUCAGCAGGAUGCGCCGGUUCUCCCAGGUGCUCAACGGAGGAAAUUGUAUUUCAAUCCCGCGUACUUCGAUCGACAGCUAUUGCUGGCCCCACCACCGGCUGCCAUCGAGUUCCUGCUCAAAAUCCGAGAAGUCAUCUCCAUCGCCAAGCACAAGAUGGCCGCGAAGAGAUUCGUCCCUACCCUCAUUGAUAUCCCGGAGGAGAGUGGUUCCGACCGUUGCGAGUCGGCAAAGUCGAGCAGCAAGCACCAGCAAAGAACGACACCAAGUUCCGGGCCGGGCGGCAGUUCGGCCACAAAGUCGCGCAAGUCCCAGAGGUGCACCGGAUGUCCCGGCUGCAGCGAGUCCCCGCGACAACUGCCGGUUCUUCCCGCGCUCGAUCUGCCGAACCACGGUGAGAACAAGGUUCGCGCCUGGCUGGAAGACGUGCGACCACCGCAGCGUCGCUGGAGAGACGUCGAGGACACGCGCAGGAACUUCCAGGAGAACGCGCGGACGUUCGCCAGAAAUCUGGAGUACCUGAAAGAAUUGGCGAGACGCGACUUUGCUGAUCCAGAUGAUCGCGCGAGCUUGGCUGGCAAAUCGAUGUCCUCGUGGAAGGAUAAUCCGCCGAUGCUAAGGACCUUCCAGAACAUCACCGCCAAGAGUGAGAUACUAGAGAAUGACGAGCGUCACAGUGUAUCCAGGCGGUCGACCAGAUCCAUGUUCGAGGAAACGGAGCGUGAUCGUUACAACAAGCGGAAGAUUGGUACUAUGUACCGAUACGUCGGCGGCGACGACGCGAUAAACGCGAAGGUCCGCAGGGCCAUCGAGAAUUCUUUCCUCAAGCAACUGGAGGAGAACGUGGUCAUGGAGAACGUGACAAAGGAGAACGGUGUGAAGGACGACAGAAGCGGCAAAAGCGAGGACGAGUCGACGGCGAAGACGGAGAGAUCGUCCGGCGACACGGGAAGAUCGGCGGAGGAAUCACCGCGGCCGUUGCGGGUCAACAACGCCCCGAAGAGAUCGAGGAAGGCGAGAGCUCCGGCUGUGCCGUCGUCGAAGAAGAAAGAACUUCCCGACAUGAUCAAUGAGCUGCCUAGCGCAAAGAACACCGCGCGCCGCAUUAUGGACGCCGUGAUACGCGAGAUGGUGGACGUGAAGGUGUCAUCGUCAUUGGAUCAUCAUUACGAUAGACCCACGAUAAACGGAACGACGAAUCAUGGCAACUACGAGGUAGACAGUUUGGAGCGUUCCAAGUGCAGUCGGAAGUCGUCGACAUCGCCGGAUCAAUCUUCGACGGACAACCAAUCAAGCCCGGCGCUGUCCACGGCAUUGCCAAUGGACGAGGAGCUUACGAUGCAGAACGCCGUAAUCAACACGCGAACCGGCGAGAUGACGAUGUCAAAACUCAAUGGACAGAUCCUCGCCGAGCGUAGUUGCUACGUCGGCUUGCCGGAGCUGAUCAGCGGCCAGCGCGCGGAGGCGUACUCGCUGGUGAGCGAGGUCUACGUGAACGACGGUUACGCUAGUCCAGCCUGCAGCGAUGACAGCGGCCCAGAGAUCCAAUACGAGCCGGAAAACCCGGGCCACCUGACCAUCAAGGUGCAGGACUCGCCGGAGAACUACGUGAAGCUCGACGAGUCCGAGUACGAGCCGGAUACACUGGACCGCAAACCGAUGAAGCUGCGGAUCAACGAAGACGUGCACUACGACCGGCAGGAAGUCUCCAGCGAGGUGUACGUGGACUCACUGGAACGACCAGCCCAGAUUCUACUCAGGAGCAAGGGCAGCUUCCGCGAUGAGGACUCCUCCGCGCUGCAACGCAGUAGCCACGGUAGUCUACGAGAGAUCUACGAGGCAAAGAUCAGGUCGAGCUUGAAACUCGACGCUCCUCACAGCGCGAUGGCCAACGAACACGGGACACAGCUCGAUGGGACUCUCUCGUGGAAGAAGUGCAGGUAUCUCACGCCCGACAGCAGACAAGCAAAGAGGCAACGCAAGCCGCACAACCAACCAGACGUAGUACCGUUGCCGCCUAUGGAGGAGAUCUAUCAGCGGCCGAAGCCGCCACGGCGAGUUGAAGAUGCAAAUCUGCCGCCGUCGCCGCCGCCUUUGCAACCGACAUCACCGUCAAAAAACGUCUGGGACAGGAGUCUUGUCGAAGCGGGUGACCCUACCGCCAGCAACGGCGCUCCUGUCCCGAAAGCGGACGGAUACCAUGUAGGGAACUGGACCUGCCGUCGCGCGCCGAAGACCCAGGUUGGCGUCGCGAACGACUACGAGAUUUACAAGAAGCAGCAUCGUAAGGACCUCACGUCGUUCCUCAGCGAGAAGGUGAACGACAGUACGAUGGCAAACGGCUGCCGGGAUUGUCCAUGCGAAACGCGAAUCGAGAUUGUUGAUGCUGAAGAUAGAUGCAGAUUUUACGGGAACGUUGACGCCAAGGAAGAUGUCUUAUCACGCGGAAUAAGGGUGACUCGAGAGAAAAGGCCUGCCAUGAGCUCUUCCCAUCAUAGGAACUCCGCGAGGAACAAUAAGACGCGUUCAUGGAGCGUCGUUCAUCAUCGAGAGGACGAGGACCGACUCAUCGAGAGCAGCAGAGUACAGAACUGCUCCAGGACGAAGCAGCUGAUGAAGGGUCUCUCGAGGAGCUGCGACUCCGGCGUCUCGAGCAAUGCAAUGCUGCCGCUGGUAGCGGACAAUCGGCGCAACCACAUGAAGAUCGAAGACAGCGGCUAUCUCAGCAGCACUGACAGCAACGGCUCGCACAAGCGGCUGCUGAGACACGAGGUGAGCAGCGUGUCCGAGGAGACCGACGAGACCGAGUCGGUGUGCGAUGGAGCCAGCGAGAGCGGCGCCGAGAGCAUCGGCACCGACAGCGUGUUCUUCGGCAACUUCCGCAGGCUGUCAGAGAUCUCGAAGAGCGCGGAUUCAGGGGUGGACCUGAGCGCCGGCAAUCCGACGUGUUACCAGCCGCUGUUCGGUGCGAGGAACGACGCCGCGGUUGUUCUGGAGAGGAACAACUUCAGCACCAGCGACAGCGAGACCGAAAGCCUCGUCACCGUGUUACCGCCUUGUAAAAGUCAAUGCAAUAGUUUAAUAUCGUAGUCUCGAAACGCCGAAAGACGAGCUGAACAAAUUUAAUAAAUGGUUGUCGAAGAGUCUUCCGAUAGGAUCCAAAUUAGAGUAGUCUUUAUCAAAAUAAAGUUCUUCUUUCUGUCUUGUAGAUAAAGAUAACAGGACCGGUAGCGUUAAACGUUAUUAAUUUACUGCGAAAAACACUUGAUAUUUUCCUACUUUUCUUCUUUUAUUGAAAAUGAUGAUGUGAGAUUGCAUAAUGUAUGUAGAUUAAAGAUUUUCAUACUAGUAUAGAUGUGAGAGUACGUGAGAUUUAUUUCUGAAAAUGCUUGAUUUCCAGAACAAUUGGAAAUUAGAACAAUUGAAAGAAUAUUUCUUAAUUUAUUUUCUAUCGUGAGUUAGCAAUGUGUCAAGUGGAAAGAAUGUAACGUUACUUUUAGUAUAAGUAGAAAUCAAAAAAACGAUUUGCCAUCGUACUAAAUAGAAUAUUCGAUAGCGUCGUACGAAUUUUAUCACAGUUUCUGCAGACAAGUCCUAAGGCCAGUAUAAAGGGGAAAAAAGUGAUCGAAAAAUUAAUUUUGUAAAGUAGAUAAGAUAUUACAUCGUCAUAAUAGCUUUGUAAAGAUUAAGAUUAAAUACAAAGCGCUAAGUGCUUAAAAGUUCAUCAAGCGGGUAAUUUAUAAUUUAUAAUGAUGAUGAUAUUCUCUUUGCUCAGCUCAUAAGUAUGUUAAUUGAGACUCCUAUACGUUAUCUUUAAUAUUAAUAUAUUUUUAAGCUAAAUUUUAUGCGUAAAAGUUCAACACAUUUUCGCGAGAAACAUAUUAUAUACGUGUUAAGCACACUCUUAAUAUUUAUUAUUAAUUUUACAUACUUAUUUAUUCAUAUUUAUUAUUUCCUAUUAACUUAUGUCUUUUAUACAUAAAACUAUGUGGAAUAAAUUACAUUAAAAAAUCCACAUAGUAGAUAGUAUUAAAUACGCGGCAUAUUAUUGGCCGGAAGUGCAAUAUUAGUCUGUAAUGCCCAUAAAUUGUCUUUAUGGAAUAUUUUAAGAAAGACUUUUAUUAAAGAAUUAACGAUAUAGAGAACAGUAAUAAAUAUAAAGAGCAACGAUAUCUUGCCAAAAAGGUAUUAACGUCCUAUAUAUUUUCCUGAUAUUGUUACAGUUGUGCAUAUGAUUCCGUUUUAUAUCAUAUAUCGCUCUUAAACCCGUAUAACUGUUACGAUAAUUAGAAAUAGUUUAUAACGUGACUGAUAUCUCGCUAUCUUUAUUAUUUAUAGCUAAUUACUUCCAAUACGGCAAAGCAGUGAAAUAAUUGCUGAAAACGUGCAAUAUUAAUGCAAAUAGAUAUAUUCUGCAACAUAAUUUUAUAAAUUUAAGAUUAUAUACUUUAUAAUUAAGUGAUAUUUAUCGUUAAUACUUGAAAUGAUUUUGUAUUAACCGAAAACAUUAUUUUUUUAAAAUGAUAUAUUUCCAUGUUUGUAGUUAUGUUUUGUACUUGCACAAAAAUUUAAUAUUUAAUAUUUAAUAUAUUUAAUAUUUAAUGAUAUUGAUAUACAUAUUAAUAUAUAUUUUUAUCUAUGUUAGCUAAAUUAUAUAUAGAAGCGCACGCUUCCAUGUACCUGCCAAAUGUAAAUACUCGAGAUAGAUUUUAAUAUAUACUGUUAAAUAUAUCUAUAUUAUUUAAUACCAUUUUGCGAUAUGUCUACUGUUUUAAUAUACAUAUAUUUUAUAAAAUGUUUAUUAAAGUAAUAUGUAUAAUAAUAUAUACAUACAAGUAUGCCGCUACGAUCGUAAACUUUUUCGGGAGCUUCAGAAUACGCUAAUCUCUACGCAAUUUUUGAAAUUCAAUAAUACGUUACUAUUUUUUUGCAAAAGAUCAUAUAUUUCUUAAUAAUUAUUAUUUUGUGAAUCAUUAUGAGUAAUUAUUAUUUCCACAAUGUUCGAAAUGAGUUUCUAAACCUUUACGUGCUCACGAGCGAUCGUAACGUAGCAUAAAAGAUUAUGGGAACAGAUUCUAAUUAUUGCUCGGCUAUCUUUUAGCGCGAACAAGUAUGGUGUCGGUAGGUUUCGGGUGUGUCAAACGCUUCGCUAAAUUAAGACGUACGUACGUUACCUCGAGGAGAGCUUCGAGAGCUCUUUGUCGGUGGAAACGACUGUCGAACGACAGUCCUGACUUCUUCAUUGCGUGAUAAUACGUUGUUGAGCGUCUCGUAUCUAAUCGAAACGACGUUGUUAUGCUAGUUGCGGAAAGCAUUGCCUACGAUUGUACAUAUUUUAACGUAUUUUAACAGAUUCUUACUAUUUUAUAAUAAAACUUGUUGAU